UUUUAAUUUUUAUAAUUAUAUAGGCCCAGAAAGUUGGACAUUUCGAUCCCGUGACAAAUAUUAUACUUUUAGUUUUUCAACAUCUCUUAGGACUUUAAUAGAAUUCUUAUAUGUGUUACCUGGUUUUCUAGUUGAAGAUCCAGAUUCUUCUUUAAGUGCUGAUCAAGUUUUUAUAUAUUAUACGAAUCUUACAAGAUAUCCAAAAUAUCUUACUCAUCUUAAACAUGAAGGAGGAAUGAAGGAUAAGGAUCCUCCUAAAUCACGUGUACGAGUUCAAUGGCGAUUGUAUUUAUAUUUACAACGAUAUGGUAAUCCUGCUGGAGGAAAUAUUCGAAGAGGCGGCAUUGGAGGAAAUAAUCAAAAAUAUUAUUGCAACGAUAAACGUAUUACUUGCAAUUUAAUCUUUGGCAAGUUUACAAGCUUUUGGGCUUUGGGUUUUACUUCACUUGGUGUCAAUAAUCAAGCAUUUUCUAUUUCAUUUUGGAUUAAACCUCAAACAUUAUCAGGUACAGUUGUUCAUUUAUCAUCAUCUCCAUCAGGCAAUGGAUCUACAUGUUUUUCAUUAUUGGGUUUUGCUUCAAAUGGAACACUAAAUGCACAACUCUUAACAAAUAAUGGCACAAUUGUAACAACUGUCGGUCCUAUUUUACCAGUGUCUUUAUUGUGGAUUCUAGUUGUUCAAAUAUGGAGUACAACGAAUGGACUAAAAUUAUAUGUGAACAAUACACUCUUUAGUUCUAUAGCAGCUUCAACAUUUAAAGGAAGUGAAAUAACACCGAACUACUUAACAUUGACUAAUUGUUUAACUGGUUGUGGUGUAUGUUCAAAUGGACUAAUUGCUUCGCCAGGAUUAUUUGCAGGUGCGAUUGAUGAUUGGCGUAUUUAUUAUCGUUAA
Rotaria sp. Silwood2 is the source of this 895-nucleotide messenger RNA. The record is from the annotation of a GenBank genome assembly. NCBI's taxonomy places the organism in Eukaryota, Metazoa, Rotifera, Eurotatoria, Philodinida, Philodinidae.